UGUCAAAAUAAAUUAUUAUCGCUUUUGAAUUUUUGUUCAUUCUGUCAGUCACUGGUUUUGUUUUUCCAAGUUAAAGCAUUCGUUUUUACUCGUCGAUAAUCCAUAAAUUCGAAGCGAAAUGGAAAGUAUGGCUAAAGAAAGUAAUUUAUCAGAACAAAACUUUGUGCUAGAAGAGGAAAAUGGUACCGAUAAUCAGGAACAAGGAGGUACUCUUCCUUUAGCAGAUUUGCAACCCGUAGAGGAAUUAAUACAGGAUACGGAGGGUCCACUUCCAAAGGACAAAGUAGUUUCGAGUUCAGUGAGUUCCGAUUCGGUAACCGCAGGACUUAAAAAGCCGUCGAAAAGAACUAGAUCAGUUGGCGUAGGAACUGAUGGACUUAUGGGAGCUCAUUCAAUCAAGCGUCGUCUAUGCAAAAGGAACUUUAUGACGCCCUACUUGUGCAACACGUGCCACCAGUUUGUGCGCGGCGGAGUGAUCACCAUCUGCGGCCACGUCUUCUGCUGGGUGUGCCUGUGGCCCCAAGUGGGUGGCAGUGUCUUCCCGCAGUGCCCCCACUGCUUCCACAACCUGACCCUCCACGAGGACAUCGUUCCCUUCAACGGCGAAGGGCCCAAGGCCGAACCGAAUGACAACUGCAUGCUGGCCGAACCGGGUGCGGUGCCUCGACCCACGGGAUUCUACCUCUGCGACCAGCAGUUUCCCCGCUGGUUCCUGGUCAACGAUCCCAUCCAGUUUCGCCACAAUCAACGGGGCUUCCAAGCUCUCACCAAGGAGCGGGAUCUCUUCUCCGUGGUGGUGCUCCUCUCUCUGCAGUUUCCGCGGAUCGGGAGACAGCUGAAGUUCCUUGACUGGUUCCAGUUGGGCUGCGCCACCCUGAUGCUCCUGCUGUGGUGCUGUGUUUCCUUAACAUAAGAGGUGACAGUUUUAUAUUAUUUUUAAUUUGUUUAGAUUUUUAAUAAUGGUUUACGGGUGGGGUGAAUAUAUCUAAAUUUUCAUCUGGAUAAACUCGGCAAUGCGGCAACAAAUUUUUGUAUUUUUGGAUAAACUCAACACAAUAUUCUCUGUAAUUAAACUUAAUAAUUAAACUAAAAUACAAAAAGUUCUAAGCAGAAAAACACAUAAAUAAACCCAUGAUUAAAUCUUA
Molecule: messenger RNA, 1145 nt
Organism: Drosophila ficusphila
Lineage: Eukaryota; Metazoa; Arthropoda; Insecta; Diptera; Drosophilidae
Exons: 2
Coding region: 119-913 (264 amino acids)
Biological process (GO): ubiquitin-dependent protein catabolic process
Cellular component (GO): endoplasmic reticulum
Molecular function (GO): ubiquitin protein ligase activity; ubiquitin-like protein conjugating enzyme binding
Source: RefSeq, a predicted model, not a curated record